AGAGUAGCUUCCCUUAGAUGUUGGUGUAGUGGCCGAGACUACGCAUGCGAAAAUGCUGCGGCGUGUUUUAAUUUCACUUCACAAGCUAUCGCUCCCGGAACGGUAUUUACUCGUUUGUCAACCUCGGCGCACUGUUUCCCUAAGCAGUUGUGCUUUUGCUGAGGAAAAUAAUAAUGAACUAUCAUCAUCAUCAUCGUCAGACUCGGAAUCAUCUGAUUCAGAUACUGAAAAGGGAGCUCAAGUGGAUCAAGAAUUACAGAAGGCAGCAGAGUCAGUUGCAAAGGCUGUGCCAGGACGACAGUCUGAAGUGAAGUCGAAUCUUCUACAGCAGCUCAAGUCCUAUGCUUUGCUCAGCAAGAGGCAAGCUGAAGGGCAGCCUCCCCCAGAUGUAGCAGCCAAAGUGAGCAAUUUGCUGAGUGGUAUGCGGGUGGCUCAGCAAAGGAAAGCAGAGGCUGACAGGCAAGCCACUUAUGAUGAGCUUCAAACAGGAAGAGAAAGAAGACCCAAAAUUUCGCAGCAAAGAGGCCCAACUAGGCAGAUCUCCCCUGAGAUAGAAGCAAUGAAGCUUUUUCAUGGGCCAGACUUAGGCAUCUUCACAGCUGAUGUGGACCAGAAGGCAAUGAGCAGUGCUGCUGCUGCUGCUGGAGAACCAUCGAAACCUGACCUCUGGUCGGAGCUUUACCAAGCACAGCUGAUGCGGGCUAAACGUCAGUCCCCUUCAAAUGCGUUUGAAGAGAUGAUUGAAUGGACAGAUAGUGGCAAACUGUGGACCUUUCCCAUAAAUAAUGAGCAAGGGAUGGAUGAAGUCAAUGUGGGAUUCCAUCAACAUGUUUUCCUUGAAGAUCAGAUCACAGACUUCCCCCGUCGUGGCCCAAUCCGGCACUUCAUGGAACUUGUUAUUAUAGGUCUCUCCAAAAACCCUUACUUAACUGUGCAGCAAAAACAUGAACAUAUUGAUUGGUUUAGGCAAUAUUUCAAAGAGAACAAAUCAGUAUUGGAAGAAACCUUGGGGAAAGAUGGAAUAAUUGGUGAAUCUGCAAGCACAAACUGAAUUUCAUGGAUGAGUAUCAUCACUGUUUAAAUGGAGAGUAUGAGUUGUAAUGCAUUUUGUAAACAUAAAUUGCCAUAUUCAUAGUCUUGAUGUUUCAUACCUAAGAGUGAUUUUGUAAUCAGUGGCUCAUUAUAUGCGACAUUAUGACAUCUUUGCAAUGUUAUAAAAUAUAUACUGCUUCUGGAAGCAUGUGAAAAGAAAUAAAUUGAGUUGCACUGGUUUAAUUUUUCUUUUUAA
Molecule: messenger RNA, 1288 nt
Organism: Pomacea canaliculata
Lineage: Eukaryota; Metazoa; Mollusca; Gastropoda; Architaenioglossa; Ampullariidae
Product: 28S ribosomal protein S31, mitochondrial-like
Exons: 8
Coding region: 53-1051 (332 amino acids)
Cellular component (GO): mitochondrial small ribosomal subunit
Molecular function (GO): structural constituent of ribosome
Source: RefSeq, a predicted model, not a curated record